Diaporthe batatas is the source of this 2188-nucleotide messenger RNA. RefSeq lists its product as uncharacterized. The coding region runs from base 858 to 1910 and encodes 350 amino acids. The transcript is spliced from 3 exons. Lineage: Eukaryota; Fungi; Ascomycota; Sordariomycetes; Diaporthales; Diaporthaceae. The record is from RefSeq and is a predicted model, not a curated record. Gene Ontology annotation, molecular function: protein binding.
GGGUGCUUUAUCGGCGUGCUGUGACUCGGUUGUGGCAUUGUGGCAGUGCUCAGCGCAGCAUGCAGGUCACCACCACUGAAUGCGCAAUUGCUUCGCAUCUGACUGCAGGCAGGCGCCUCAGCCAGCUUCCCGAGAGCUGCACCAUCCCACACCUGCCGUCAACGGCGUCAGGCGUCAGGCGUCAACGGGGGGCGUUGCAAACGGUGGACAGCGCCCAGCUCCCAGUGUACAGUAGAUUCCAGGGCGUUUCUGGUCAUUUCUAACGCCCACAGUGCCUCUUGGCACAUGCACAAACAGCUCACCACACACCCACCGCCCCAUCCAGUCUCGAGAUUGCCAUCUAGCCCCACUCUGUAUUUCCCUCACCUCGGGGAACGGGGCAUGCCAUGACCGUCGCCUUGGUACGGAGCACGUCAGGGACCAGACGGACGAUAGUGUACUUGGGUACGGAGUACAGUACGGCUCCGAGGUAGCAAGCAGGGCAGUCACCACCAGUAAGUGACACGCUCGUGCCCUCAUGCCCGUCCGUGACUGUCCUUGAGAUGCCCAGCUUGACACAUGAGGCCUCCCCAACCGCUGCUCGUGGUCAAUGCACGAUUGUGUCUAAUACGCACCAGCCUAUCACCGCGAGGCCGUCGAGCUUUAAAAGCAUCCGUCGUCCCAGUCGGACAGGAAGCUCUCGCUGUUUGCCGUACUGACCACGUUUCGUCUUACACACAGCUCAGACUCAAGCUCUCUUUACCUUCCUUACCUUCCUCACCUUCCUUCCCUCUGCUCUCAACCCCCACCAUCACCUCCACCCAAGGACCCCGCCAUCCCAGCAUAAUACCAACACCACUCCCACCACAACAAACCUCAUGUCGUUCUUCAAGAAACUUGCCUCUGAUUUCGAGGGCCUGACUACCAAGGACAACAAGGAUCGUGCUAUGGACCCGAACCAGCAGUACCCCGGACAGGGGUACCCUCCUCCUGGCCAGCAGUAUGGCGGCCAGUACCCUCCCCCUUCGCAGAGCCCCUAUGGCGGCCAGCCCUACGGCCAGCCGCCACCACAGCAACCCUACGGAUACGGACAGCCACCCCAGCAGGGCUACGGACAGCAGCCUCCUUACCAGCAGCCACCUCAGCAGUAUGGCAGCCCUGCGCCAUACGGCGAGCGUCCCCCGGCGCCCCCCUCCACCAGCAGCUAUGGGGCCAGCGGCGCUCCCCAGCCUCCCCAGUGGGUUCCAGUCUGGUCUGAGCAGCAGCAGCGCUGGUUCUAUGCCGAGACGAACGGAAGGUCCCAGUGGGACGCCCCCUUCCACAUUCCACCCCAGCCUGCCUACGGCGACCACUCAAGUAGCCGCGCUGUAGACUCUGGCUACGGCGGUGCCGCCCCAUACGGUGCUGCUGCCGGUGCUGGUGUCGGUGCCGCCGCGGCGUACAGCUCGCCUCCUCCCGACCAUGGAUACGCCUCUCCUCCUCCCCAGGGCUACGGCGCUCCCCCUGGUGCCCCCUACGGCCAGGACUACCGCGGCCAGGAGGAGAAGAAGGACAACAGCACUCGUAACGUGAUGCUCGGUGCUGCAGGUGGUCUGGCAGUUGGAGCCAUCGGUGGCGCCCUUAUUGCCGAUGCUCUUAACGACAGCGACGACGAAGAGCACCGCUCAGCUCCUCCCCCCCAGCAGAGCUACGACCACAGUAGCUACAAUGACCAGAGCUACAACGACGGCCCCCCUGCCGUCCUGCCUCCAACUGACAACGAUGGAGACAGUGUCUCCUCGAGUGACCGCGAGGACGUCCAGGAAGCUCGCGCCGAGUACGAGGACAAGCUUGCCGAGGCGCAUGAGAGCGGUGACCACAGCGACUGGGAGGAGGCAGAGGAGGCCCGGCAGGAGUAUGAGGAGGAGUACGAGGAGGUCUACGAGGACUAAGCUCUUCGUUUUCAUUCAAAUGGGCACUUUCUUGGUUUCCACCAGGCGUGAUCCCUCGCUUGCCUAUGAAAGAAUGCCCAUGUUGACAUCAUCCCUUUGCUGAUGGUUUGAGCGGAAUGGCGGAUGUGGGACCCAGGGGAUCCAGAGCAUCCUAGCAGGUGCCGCCAGGACACGUGUGUCUUGAAGCAGAUAAGGUUAGACAGGACUUUGUGCUCAGCCACAAACCAUAAAAAGGAAUCAAACCAUCGUUUCCGGGCAAUCAGAUGAGUUGUCCUUUG